This is a messenger RNA of [Candida] anglica, 1402 nucleotides long. The record is from the annotation of a GenBank genome assembly. Lineage: Eukaryota; Fungi; Ascomycota; Pichiomycetes; Serinales; Debaryomycetaceae.
UUUUUACUCUUUAUCAUUUCUAUUAUAUUUUAAAGGUUUUCUUCUAAAAAGAUUUAGAGAAUAAUCUAUUAUUUGCUUUGAACUUUAUAUAUCACAUACAUUACAAUGUCUAAGGGAAAGGUUUGUUUGGCUUACUCUGGUGGUUUAGAUACCUCAGUUAUCUUGGCUUGGUUAUUAGAAGAAGGUUAUGAAGUCAUUGCCUUUUUAGCCAACAUUGGUCAAGAAGAAGAUUUCGAAGCUGCUGAAAAGAAAGCUUUAGCUAUCGGUGCUACCAAAUUUGUUUGUGUCGAUGUCCGUAAGGAAUUUGUGGAACAUGUCUGUUUCCCAGCUAUUCAAACUAAUGCUAUCUAUGAAAACGUUUACUUAUUGGGUACUUCUUUGGCUAGACCAGUGAUUGCUCAAGCUCAAAUCAAGGUUGCUGAAGAAUAUGGUUGUUUUGCCGUUUCUCAUGGUUGUACCGGUAAGGGUAACGAUCAAGUUCGUUUCGAAUUAUCCUUCUACGCUUUGAAGCCAGAUGUUAAGGUUAUUGCUCCAUGGAGAGAUCCAGUUUUCUUCAACCGUUUUGCUGGUAGAAAGGAUUUAUUGGAAUACUCUGCUGCUAAGGGUAUUGAAGUUACUCAAACUAAGGCUAAGCCAUGGUCCACUGAUGAAAACAUGGCUCACAUUUCCUUCGAAGCUGGUAUCUUGGAAGACCCAGAUACCACUCCUCCAAAGGAUAUGUGGAAACUUACUGUUGAUCCAACUGAUGCUCCAGAUGUUCCAGAACAAUUUUCUGUUGUUUUCGAAAAGGGUUUACCAGUCAAGUUGAUUUUGGAUGGUGGUAAGAAGGUUGUUACUGACCCAGUUGAACUUUUCAUUGAAGCUAACUCUUUAGCUAGAAGAAAUGGUGUUGGUAGAAUUGAUAUUGUUGAAAACAGAUUCAUUGGUAUUAAGUCCAGAGGAUGUUACGAAACUCCAGGUUUGACCAUCUUGAGAAACACUCACAUUGAUUUGGAAGGUUUAACUUUGGACAGAGAAGUUCGUGCCAUUAGAGAUCAAUUUGUUACAACUACUUACUCCAAGUUAUUAUACAACGGUAUGUACUUUACCCCAGAAUGUGAAUAUGUUAGAAGCAUGAUUGCUCCAUCUCAAAAGACCGUUAACGGUGUUGUUCGUGCCUCUGCUUACAAGGGUAACGUCACCAUCUUGGGUAGAUCCUCCGACACUGAAAAGCUUUAUGAUGAAACUGAAUCCUCGAUGGAUGAACUUACUGGUUUCUCCCCUGAAGACACUUCUGGUUUCAUUGCCGUGCAAUCGAUCAGAAUUAAGAAGUUUGGUGAAGCUGCCAGAGAAAAGGGUAACACUUUGGAAUUGUAAGAAAAUUAGUAUUAAUAUAUAAAUAAAAUAAAAGGGAUAAAUGAAU